GCUUCACACAAACACAGACGAACACAAAAUGCUCAGCUGUCUGGGUCGCGGACAAGACUCAUAACUUCGUGUCAAUUCCAGCCGUCUUGGUUAUUAUACUGUCUUUUUCUCAGUGAAUGUACAUCAACCACCACAGCCAAACAAUGAGAGUCAUCCUCAAGAGAAAGUUUACAGAAGUAGAGAAAAAUCCCUGCUACUCCUCUUCCUCCUCCUCUCCAUCCUCCCUCUCCUCCCCCUCCUCCUCAGAGUGGGAGUCCGAUGAGGAGGCCAGCUCCUCUGAGAACCAAGAUUUCACACCUCACAGUCCUGCUUCACCUACCACUUUGCCCAUUCGAUCCACCCUGAAGAGGCCUAAGCUUGAUAAAGGACAAGGCAAUGUGCGCUUUGACCAGGUGUCCGUUUUCAGUUUCCCCCGCUGCCAAGGCUUCACCAGCGUGCCCAGCCGUGGAGGUGCCACCCUUGGCAUGUUGCGCAAACACAGCGCCCGCCAAACGUACACGGUGGCAGAGCAUGCACAGGAACAACGGCACAGGCGCAAAGAGAGGCGGCGAGAAAAACUAAGAGAAGAGAAGUUUGAGGCUUUAAAGCGCAAACUUGUCAUCAGUGGAGCUGUUGAGCAACAUGAAGCAGACAGGCUCACUGUGGAUCAAAUCCUGCAUGAAGAUGCAGACAUCCAUGUUAGUGACACUGAGCUGGAAGAUGGAGGUUUCCUUCAGCCGUUCUCCUCUAAACAGCGACAGGCCAUCCUGCAGGCAGCGGGGGUGAAGGUCAUUGACAGGGAGGAGAAGAGGCAGCUUCACGCCCUGCGGCUGUCCAGAGAGGACUGUGGAUGUGACUGUCAAGGCUUCUGCGAACCAGAGACCUGCGCGUGCAGUCUGGCGGGCAUCAAGUGUCAGGUGGACCGCUUCAACUUUCCUUGUGGCUGCACUAAGGACAACUGUGGAAACACGCAAGGGCGCAUCGAGUUUGACACCAGACGUGUGCAGACCCAUUACAUCCACACAGUCAUGAAACUUGAGCUGGAGAGACGACUGCAAGAUGAAGCACUAAGCUCAGAUGACCAGGUGGGAUUUUCAGGGGAGCUUCAUGGGUGUAAAGACCAGGAUGAGAUCCAUCCAGUGCAAAGUGCACAGGACAAGAGAUGUCCCUUCGGAUUCACUAUGGAGGAAGACGAUCUUCCUCUCACCAUGCCCACUACCCCUCCCUUCCAUUUCAUUCCAGAGCGGUUGGUAAUUGAGGAGAACAGCUGCAGCAGCAACAUCACUGAAUCCUCUUUCACCUCCUCUGACUCUGACGCAGGAGGAUUCCUCAGUGGGAGUCAGAGUCCUCCUGAAGCUGAUGGAGGUUUGACCUCUGCUCUCAGUCUCUGUGACACUGAAAAUAAGUACACUUUGAGGAGCCAGCUGAGGCACAUAAGACAACCACUGGUGCAGCACAGCAGCAGCUCUGCUACUGACAGCGUGGGACCACGUACAGCUAUUACAUUCACAGACAAUCUAAACAGGACUUUUUUGGAUGAGAAUGCAAAUCAGUCCAGAGGUUUCUUUGAUGAUGACUCUCUUGGGGACAUCCCAAACACACCCUCCCCCACAGUGGAUUAUUCCAUAGGCAGAUACAUGGACUUGAGCCUCUCCUCUGACUCGGACCUGGAGUUCUUUGACAGUGACUACCCCUCUGGACCAGUGCACAGUUCUUUCAAAGAGCAUCAGCACCCAGGCAGUUUUCAGCCCAUCCAGCUGUUUAACUCUGUUAAUUUGCCACAGUACGAGUCGAGCACUCACCUCCUGGAGUCUCUGAUCGGUCUGAAUUAACCCAGUUCAGAUCAGAUUUAUUCUACCACAGAUACAGAGCUUUUGUUGCUGAUUUAGUUUUAUUCUUGUGAUACAGCCAGAAUCUGUGUGAGGAAAUGAUUUGAAGAGCACUGUUUUUAUAUAUUUGUAAUAAUAUUUCACUGUGCCAAGAAUGAUUGAUAAUCUAUUUUUCCUAGCUGCAUUUUUUUAAUUGCCUAUUGUUAUUUUUUUGUCUUUUGAAGGAAAGCUCACCUGAGUAAUUAUUAUGUAUUUUUAAUCUCUAAAGCUGAAUAAUGAAUUUUCACAUUGUUUUAAAUUAUUAUUAUUAUUAUUAUUAUUAUUAUUAUUAUUAUUAUUAUUGUUGUUGUUAUUGUUAUUAUCAUUAUUAUUAUUAUUACCAAUGAUAUUUGAUUUUUGGAGAUGGAAUUUACGCAUUAUUUCCAACUGUAAUUUUACCCUUAGUCAAGGGUAAUACAGAGUUACCAUAUGAAGAGCAUUUUGUCCCAAGACAUCUAUAACAAAUAUUUGUAUUCUGUUAGAAAGGGGCUGAGGUAGAAAACAUUUUCAGAGUAUGCUCACUGUGGUUGAUCCUUUGUGUCUUGGACGGUAUGUUCUUAGUAUCUCUGUACUGGAAUUAUAAAAUAAAUCAGUUUUAUUUAUUUAAGCAUUCCAUAAUUUCACAUUUAUUUCAUUAGUGCUACUUAUUUGUGCUUAGGGAUCAUGAAUAAAUAGUUACUGUGCAAGAAGGUUAAUAUGCUUUACAUUCAGAGGCUGAAGGAUGAUUUCAGAGUUUAUUUAUGGACUCAAUGUCCUUUGGCUUCUCUUCUGUCAUCAACAACAAUUAUUAAUAGAAACAGUUCUGUAUACAGUUCUAAACUUGAUCUAGUGGUAUUAAAAGUGCUGCAUAGCCACAGUUGUUAUGCAAAUCAUC
This is a messenger RNA of Melanotaenia boesemani (Boeseman's rainbowfish), 2721 nucleotides long. RefSeq names its product cysteine/serine-rich nuclear protein 1-like. Bases 117 to 1811 code for a protein of 564 amino acids. The transcript has 5 exons. The record is from RefSeq and is a predicted model, not a curated record. Gene Ontology annotation, molecular function: sequence-specific DNA binding; DNA-binding transcription factor activity, RNA polymerase II-specific. Gene Ontology annotation, cellular component: nucleus. NCBI's taxonomy places the organism in Eukaryota, Metazoa, Chordata, Actinopteri, Atheriniformes, Melanotaeniidae. Gene Ontology annotation, biological process: regulation of transcription by RNA polymerase II.